ACAGAAGCCGUGCACUGAACGAGAACUGAUGAAGCAAGAUAAGUGACCAACAAAAGCUUCUGAAGGGCAACCUUAUGAGUGGUCCUUAUCAGCAGUAUUUAAAAAGGUGGAUGGAGGUGGGCACUGCCACAGACAAAGCACCUCAACUUAGAUCCAAACAACACUGAACAUUUUUUUAGUGAACAGGGACAAUGAGACACUUUGCCUUCCUCUAUAUUAUGUGCCUGCGUCUCUUCAUUGUUCAGAGCACAACUCAACAGACCGAUAUUACCACAACAGUCAGUCCUGUGACUGCAUCCUCACACAGUAUCUCCCAAAUGAUGACCGACUCAAACAUCAUUACCACUUCACCGACUCAUAUUACCAGCCCUUCUCCAAAUCCUCAGUCCCAGAGCUCCGGGAUCUCUUCACCACGUCCCGCCAUAACCUCUGCCGUAACCCAACCUCUGUUUACCACACCUGUGGUCACAACCAGCACCAUGGCAAAACCACCGCUGACUCCCACCCCAAGCCCUGGCUCCUCCGACCAACCUCACGGUAGUGCUUCAGCCCAGAAUGUCCACUUUGGAUUUCUGCUGAUCUCUCUGAUGUUUCUUGUCGUAGUGGAACUUUAAUGCAGUCACACAGAGUGC
Molecule: messenger RNA, 632 nt
Organism: Onychostoma macrolepis
Lineage: Eukaryota; Metazoa; Chordata; Actinopteri; Cypriniformes; Cyprinidae
Product: serine/threonine-protein kinase pakG-like
Exons: 4
Coding region: 192-614 (140 amino acids)
Source: RefSeq, a predicted model, not a curated record